AUGGCUGACAUUUCUCCUCUUCCGUUUCCUGGUGUUCCUCCUGGCUACAGCAGUAGGAGCGAGGUGCAGAUGAACAUGGGCAGUGCAGGUCUGUGUCCUCAUAUUGUCCAGUAUGGUGCACCCUCCUUGUUGAAACUCCAUUCACGCAUCUUAGACCUUUCAUCUGGGGAUUUGCUUUCCGAAGUAGAACGAAACAGAAGCUUGAUGCAAUCUCGAACUGCUGAUGCUCAGAUUCACGAAUGCCAGCAGAAUGUGAAAUGCAGUAUUCCUGUCUUAAAAUGCCAGAGUCAAUUAAAUAUGACAGGUCCUAGCCGCCUGUAUCCCCGGAGCAGCUGCAGUAGCAGUGAACUCUCCCUCUCAAGUGCUUGCAGUGAAUAUUCCAGUGGUUCCUCUUACACUUGGAAUGAUGGAAAGACAUGCAGCAAAAGGUCAUCCGUGAGCUGGGAUAAAAGAAUAAGCAUUGGUUCUUCGCUCCCAAGCAAUCUCUCAAGUCCUGCGGAUGAUCUACCUCCAACUCGUAUCAAGGAAAACCAUAUCUUAGAAGGGCUGAAGAAAUUACAGAAGCAAAAAAUAUUACUCGAAUCACCUUCAGUAAUAUCAAAAUGGGGUUACAAAGAUUGCAUGAACUCUAAUGAAGGAAUAUAUUCCCCUGGAGUUAAAUGUGGCAGCCAUAAUGAACAGACUCAUUGUCAGCCAAUGGAAAUAGGAAGUAUUUGCAUUGAACAUAACAAAACUUUCUCUUAUGAUUCAGAUUCACAUGAUGAUGCAGAUGACGACUCUUCAUCCCUACUGUUGCUGCAGGAAGUACCAAGCAAAGAUUGCAGGACCUAUUGUAACAAAUUAACUCACAGCGUUUCUGACAGUCUCUUUGACUGGGAUCCUAAUAGGAAACAUUUGCCAGAAAGAAGUUCGUAUUUUAAUUCAAAGGAAAGACCUGAAAAAUUGACUAGUUUUGUCAGUGGCUUUCAGGCAGAAGUAAAAUCAAGCACCAGAGCAAAGCUGCCCGAGUUACAGUUAAAUCAAAGCCAUGCUGAUAUAGGCUGGAAGGACCUUAAUUUUCAGCUUUCAGAUACUGAUGACAAUGAAGUGUUGGAUGAAUUGCAUAUAGAAAGCAGUGAUGAGAAAAGUCCAUCAGAUUUAUUAGCAACUCCUUUUACUGAGAAGUACACAAAGACUUCUGACAUGCUCAAAGUCACGGAGAAUUCUCAGUUUGCAUCUACUGACAAAGAGGAAAAACAGAUAUCUGCUCACUCAGACAUUAGGCCAAAGACAUGUAAUUUCAUUAAACAACAAAAGGUUAUAAAAAAGACCUCUUCUGAAGAGUGCAUUACUGUAAUAUUUGAUGCUGAAGAUGGUGAGCCUAUUGAAUUCAGCUCUCAUCAGACUGGAGUUGUCACUGUAACAAGAAAUGAAAUUUCAAUCAACCAGCCACAAAUUAGGUCCAGUGCAGAAUAUACUGAACUUACACCUCAGGGAAUAACUGAUUUGCAGACAGGAACCAGUGCUAGAAGCUACACUGCUUUAGAAAGACCUGGAGAUGAAACUGAGAAAAAGACUCUUGAAGAUAAUACAGGGAGUAAAAAUACAGUUGUCCCCAUGACCUGCAGUGAAUCUUCACACUGUGGAAGAGUGACACUGCAAAAUACUCCACGACAAAAACUAGUGAAGCAAGUGUAUGAUGUAUCAUACAAGGGCAAUUCAAGCUCCGCUGUGCAUGCAGGAAUCAAUCAAAAGCCAAACUUGACUAAAAUACCCAGCAGAGGUAAAUUUUCUCCACAAAAAACUGUAAUGACAGAGAGUGAGGAGAUACCUGUAGCUCAAUCAGUGGGCCCUGAAACCCUUGAAAAAUCACUUGCUUUGCCACCUGUAAAGCUUUCAAGAUUCAGAAAGACACAAAGUCCACCUCGUCAUUUUGACUCAAAAGUCGACUUCCAGGUUCCCAAGCCCCCUGCCCACCCCCUGCCCGGCUUGAAACGUCCAAGCAGAGGCAAUGGGUCAAAGUAUCCAAAGAGUCAGAGUCCAGCAUCACCACUGUUGCCUCAGCACCUUAUAGAGCCCACUGACUAUGGAGAACCUCCAACCAGAGACUUUCAUUGUGAUUUAGCAACUGUAGAAGCCCGAUCACCAUCUCCACCCGUUCCUCCAGGCAGGUCAACAUCCCUGUUGAUUCGGCCUAAUUAUUCUCAUUCACCACCUGUAGCGGUAAAGUUAGGAGGAGCUGGUCCCAGUGAAGCAGCAAAAAAUAUACUGAAAUCAUCGCCAUUAAAAGGAACUGUGAACUCUGGCUUUCAUAAUCAAUCUAGCCAUGAAAUACAAGCAAAAAAUGUAUCUUCUGGGGCCAAAAUUGAAUUAUCUUACCUUCAAGAAAAUGCAGAAGCAAUUAUGCAAAAUAAAUGCAUAUCUCAGCAACCCCAUAGUGCAUGCCAAGGACUUUCCAAAGUUUCCACAAAGCAAGUCUGCCCAAAAAACCCUAAUCAGCUGGGUCUCCACAGGAAUCGUGAAUUUUCCAACACAGAUUUUCAAACAGCCAGGUCCUUUUCUCUAGGUUGUCCAUCAUUGGAAACAACUUCUUCACAAGACACAUAUUCCAGUAAAAAAGGUAUUUGCAGUGACAGUGGGGUAGAUCAGCCACAAAAGAUGCCAAACAUUCUCCCCGCUACUCCUCAAUGUCAUACGACAAGCACAAGUGAUCCCUUACUAUCUCAGGUAAACAAUUCCCCAGUGUCAACACUGUUUCAUGGUAGUGACACUGCACAUGCUACCCAAAAUGAGAAAGGAAUGAAAACCCGUCUCCCUGUAGGACUGAAAUUAUUUGUCAAAUCUCCCCAACUUCUGAGAAAGAGCUCUACUGUACCAGGGAAGCAGGAAAAAGACAGUAUAAAUGCAGCUUCCAAAAGUAAUGUGAGUUCAAGUAAGUACAAGCAAAAUGAACCUACAAGUGUAACUGCUAGAGGUGCAACGGAUGCUGAAUUGAAAGACUCUACAUCUGAUACUGAAGUAAAAAACAAUUUUACUGUGGGACUUAGUAUGGAUACAGCAUCGCCUCAUUCACAUGAAAACUGCAACGUGGUGGUAGACAGAGUAGAUGGAUUGGAAAACAAAUUAGUUAAGAGAUCUGUUUCUUCUAGCAACAAGUCGCACUUGAAGCCAGCUCUGGGUAUGAAUGGAGCUAAAGCUCGUAGUCAGAGUUUUAGCAUUCAUACAGGGGAAAAGCCAUCUGCCCCUGUGACAGAAGGUCUUGGAAAAGUACGGACUCAGAUUAUUACAAACACUUCUGAUAGAGGAAAUUCUCUAACAAGGCAGAACUCAGCCAUGGAAGGACUUCAAAUCAAGGCCAUUCCUGGGUCAGCAGUGACAUCAGAGACUCUUUCAUAUACUCCUAAAACCACAGAAAAUUCUUAUUCUAGACAAGGUUCUCUUGGAAAUACGAGUAGUUGCAAUAGCCAGCAUGGAAGCCCAAGCAAACUGCCCUUCAGAUCAUCUUCAAAAGUAGACUUGUUUCACAACGCUUCAAAAAGUGAUGGAAACAAACCAUUUGCUCAGAAAGAUACACACAGUCUGUCUGUCCACAGUGAGAAAAGCACUGAAAGUUUUAAACAUGAAGCUCUAAGUAAAAAAAGUGUUCUGCCAGCAGAAUUGGAGUUAGAAGCGUCAGCUACUGUAUCUUCAAAACAAAUUUCAUCACUUCAAAGCUCGGAUGGAAUAAAGUGUCCUCAUAAACUGGAAGCAAUGAAGUCACGAAGACAGCAAAUGUCUUUAAAGUUAGCAGAAGCCUCUGAGAAGGUUACUGAUGUUUUGAGUUCACCAGCUCUACAACCUACAAUAGAGGAGAAAGUCAUGUUAUGCAUCCAAGAAAAUGUGCAAAAGGGUCAGGGACAAACCAAAUCUCCCACUGCGGAGACUAAACAAAAGACUGGGCCCUCUAUAGCUAGUUGGUUUGGCUUUCGAAAGAGUAAGCUCCCGGCACUGAGUAGCAGGAAAAUCGAUGUUCCUAAAACAAAGGUAGAAAAAAAAGAUGCAAAAGUUUCAGGAUUUGGAAUUAAGCAGGCAAAAUUAGAGAGAAGAAAAGAAAAAAAGAAAACUGAACAACACUGUGAAAUAGAAAAUGAAAUUAACAGGAAAACAGACAACGGUGACAUUUUAACUGAUGUCAUGGAGAGCAAAAUUAUGAAACCUUCACAAGAUGCGCCUGGUGCGGUUGAGUGUGGACAAGUCAAAGGCUGCACCACAGCUACAUACUCACCAAAAGACAGUUUUAUGAAAGAGCUUUUAAACAGAGUUGAUAAGAAAGCAGCUCAGCAGACAGAAAGUGGAUCAAAUAAUGUUUCCUACAGGAGUGUGUCGAAGGGCAGCUCCCAGGGCUCCUCUCUUCACGGCAACUCUAUCAGCUCUCAAGGAAACCACAAGAAAAACAGCAACACAAAAGCUGAUAUGGAAAUGCAGAAUCAGACCCUGGCUAAAGUAGUCACAGAAAACCUGCAAGAAGAAGAGGAGGACACCAUGACAAGGACUACAUGUCAGAGUCAUGUGAUAGAGUCUUGCUGCCAGAUGAGGACACUGGACAGCGGGAUUGGAACCUUCCCCCUCCCCGACUCAGGGAACCGAUCUACAGGGCGACACGUUUCUAAGCAAGAAACAACCUUGGAAACAGAAGUGCUUGCACCGUCUGAGCAAGUUCUUUCAGCUCCUUCAGUAAAAGCCAAAACUCUUGAGCGAGAAGUGCCUUCAACAGCUAAGAGCCAGGAGCCUGUGGAAAGCAUAAUUAGUCACUCAACAUCUGAUCCGGCCAUGACUGCCAAAGGUAUACAACCUUUUCAAAGUCGCCUUCCGAAACCAGCUUCCUCAGGAAUAAUUAACCUUGCAAAGCAAAGUGAACAAGAACCAAGUUCUGUGACCUCUGCCUCAUUAGAGCAUACUGAAGAAAGUGUGGAAAAUAGAAAAGUUCUUCCAGAAUGGACCAGCAAGAAAACUACUAAAACAAAGGACAGAGCUCUGAGAGUGUGUACUUACUCUGCAAGCAGCAGUGACACUGAGCCGGAGCCAGAGUAUGAAACAAGUUAUUUUAGGACUGCAGAGGAGACUUUAGUGGAGUUAACAAAGAACAACAAACAAGCUGAGCUGGAAAAACAAAAUCAGAGAAAGUCAUUUCUGGGGAACCCGAUGUCAAUCUUGGAUUUAUACCAGCACAGUCUCUAUGGCCAUUUUGGAGAGGAUGGACCUGAACAGUUAACACAUUACAGUUUAAUUGAGCAGCUGAGUGGAGCUUCCAGUAAAGACAGCAAGGGCAAGGACAGCCCAAGUGUGAAACAACUGAGGCUUCUUACACUGCUGGGGGUUUUAGUAAAAAAUCAUGCAAUGGAGAGUGGCUCAGCAAGGAGGAAGAAAUUGAAGCAAACUGAAGAAACAAAAGAGGAUUCCCAGAAUAGAUUAUCUAAAAUUUCCCUGGAGUCUCUCAAUAAAUUUAACAGCAAUAACGUACUUUUAUUAGAAAAAGAGAAGAACUGUCUGAACAAGGUUGAAGGACAAAAGGAGGAAAACGGAAGGAAAGAAGAAGCUUCCUUAAAUAGCUCGGGUAGGCACGAAGUGGACAAUUUAGAAUCCUUGAGCGACUCCCUGUACGAUAGCUUCUCCUCUUGCGCCAGCCAAGGCUCGAACGAUGGAUAG
Messenger RNA from Pelecanus crispus (Dalmatian pelican), 5664 nucleotides. The record is from RefSeq and is a predicted model, not a curated record. NCBI's taxonomy places the organism in Eukaryota, Metazoa, Chordata, Aves, Pelecaniformes, Pelecanidae.